Messenger RNA from Macrosiphum euphorbiae (potato aphid), 2049 nucleotides. Lineage: Eukaryota; Metazoa; Arthropoda; Insecta; Hemiptera; Aphididae. The record is from the annotation of a GenBank genome assembly.
AUGAAGAAGGCAUCUUUUGGAAGACGUUCGUCAGCAGCUGGACGAAACACUUUUGGCACAUUUGGACGACAGAAUUCAUUUGAUGGCAAUGAUAUAAGAUUGAGUCGUCGAGAAAGUCGAGGUAUGGAAAAAAAAUCAAUGCUCUUGAAACCUGGAUUCUCAGCAAAAAAAAGAUCUGCAUCAUCAGACAAUUUAUCAGCACAUGAUCCAAAACAAUGGUCAUCAACAGUGAAGAAACCAGCCAACCACCAGAGGAAUACUUUAGUUCGUUCAACUACAAACAUGAAUAUUACUGGUAUAAAUUUAGUUGCGUCUACGCCAUGUGUUACACCAGGGCUCAAUCCAAAUUUACCUGGAAUAAAUUCUAGUUACAAGAAUCGAAGGUUAAGCUCGGAAUCACGUUAUAGUAACUAUGGUGGUGUAGUUAAGAAUAGAAAAGAAGUGCGACCAUUGACCGAAAAAGACUUUCAACAAACAGCUAUACAUAAAAUUCAAAACUAUUUUUUAACUGCUCCUAACGCAAGUCACAUUCUGAACAAUGGUAGUAUGAAGCCAAUGACAACUACUAUGUUUACUGAUAUGUGCGAGUAUUUAUUACAUAACCUAGACCGAAAUCAAGUAUUAAAUAAAAGCAAAUACAUGGAAGAAUUACCCAAAAUAAUGAAAAAGUAUUAUUAUAAAGGAAAAGUGGAUAGAUCGUGGCUUAUUACUGUAAAUGCUAGCCAUUCCUUUCCACAAGUAGUUGGCUUACUUCUUUGGUUAGUAGAAUUAUGUGAAACUCAAAAUCGGUUCAAUGUAAUGGAUACAUUGUAUCCAACAAUCCUUGAUCCGGAUGAGUCUGAAGACGAAGAUUACGAACAAACAGUGGAAUUUAAGAUGUACUUACCAUUUUUAUUAAAUUCAUAUCAAGUUGAGAGUAGAGGAUCUAGUAAACCAACAGAUCAAGAAUUCCUGAAGAAACAAGAAGAGCUCUUGCUGGACAAUUAUAAAAAGACACUUGGUAUUGAUGAGGAAGCAUUGAUUAAAUUAGAGGAAGAAGUUAAUAAUUAUAAAGAGGAGCUAGAUUUACUAAAUGACCUUACUGAAGAACAAAAAUUGGAGGAAAUAAAAGCAAUGAAAGCUGCAUUACAAAAAGAUAUUGUGAACUCAAAAAAAUAUAUCAAAGAUUUACAAACUUGUCAUGGAGAAGUACAGGAAUAUAUUUUAAAGAAAAAAGAUGAACGUAUUUUUCAAGAAAAAGAUAUAGAAAACUUACAAAGGGAAUUGAGUGCAGUCAACAGUUGCAUUAAUGGUCAACAGAUUACUCAAGAUGAUAAAAAAAAUAUUGAAGAAGAUAUAAUUAGUCUGAAACAAGACAUACACUAUGAAACAAAUUGUUUAGAAGAAUACUCAAAUAUUGUGUACUCUGAAGAUUUAAAUGUUGUUGAUGUUAGAUUAAAACUGGACAAAUUAUUCGUACAGUACAAUAAACUGUGUGCAGAAAAUAUGGUUGUAUUACCUGAACUUGAAAACGCAAUAGCAGAUAAGAAUGUACUUGCUUUGCACAUAAGAGAAUCUUUGAAAGAAGUUGAUGAAUUACUGAAAAGUUUAAAAAACAAAAGUGUUGAAAAACUGAAAGAAGUUGAACACAAAAUGGCAUCUAUACGAAUAGAACUAGAUUCAGCAGAGCUGGAGUAUAACAAAUUGAAGAAAAUCGCUGAAAAAUUAGAUCCUGAACGUGAUGCUGAUAAAAAACGUUUGUUAGAAAUUACUGAUCGUCAAUUUGAGGAAAAACAAAAGCACGAAAAUAAGUUGUAUGAGAUUCAAGCUGAAAUGAAAAGUAUUAAUCUCGAUAAUACCAAUGUUAAAAUAAAAACAGAAGAAAAAAAUAAUUUAUGUCAGCAGAUUAGUGAAAUGGAGGAGGAAAAGAAUUACAUAUUUACAAGAGCCUUUAACUCAUUGAAAAAACAUGCAGAACUAAUUGAGGAAACAAAAGAUUUUGUUAAGACACUCAGUGACCAGCUUUUACAAAAUAUGCAGUCUAUUAAAAGCAACUAUAUCCAAAAAUAA